This is a messenger RNA of Bufo gargarizans (Asiatic toad), 4314 nucleotides long. Its product is annotated as macrophage mannose receptor 1-like. NCBI's taxonomy places the organism in Eukaryota, Metazoa, Chordata, Amphibia, Anura, Bufonidae. Gene Ontology annotation, molecular function: signaling receptor activity. Gene Ontology annotation, biological process: receptor-mediated endocytosis. The record is from RefSeq and is a predicted model, not a curated record. Gene Ontology annotation, cellular component: plasma membrane. The transcript has 30 exons. The coding region runs from base 118 to 3993 and encodes 1291 amino acids.
AUAUUCCUUUAUUAUAUAGAGAACACAGUUUUACAGUGAUCAGUAAUUGGACGCGCUUGGUGCACUUAUAUCUACACUGUUACUUUAAGAGGUGGAAAGAUCAAUGAGAUAUCCACAAUGAGGGACUCCAUAUGUCUCAUACUUCUCUACCUAAUGUGGCCGUCCUGUCUGCUGGGUGCCAAAACAUUCUUAAUCUACAAUGCCUCAAGCAAGCAAUGUCUUCAAGCAGAGGAUUCUGCGCUCGUCGUGGCCGAAUGUGAUGACAAAUCCAUUAUGCAAAAAUUUCGGUGGAUUUCUACAGAGCAGCUUAUCAAUGUAGGGACAUCACAAUGCUUGUCUGUAUCUUCUAUGGCCCAAAUGUCAGCGGUGGUGCUACAUACAUGUGACCUCGACAGUGACCUCCAAAAAUGGAAAUGCAAAAAUGAGACUUUGUUUGGUAUCCACAAAGGUCAUCUUUACAUGACCUACACAGAUAACAAAAUUGCUCUCUACUCACCAAAAGGAGCCUGGAGCCAAUGGCAAAUCCAUUUGACAAAGGAUAACUUGUGUGCUAACCCUUAUGAAGAAAUAUACACGCUAUCGGGAAAUAGUAACGGUCAACCCUGCAAGUUCCCCUUCAAGUAUCGCAGCAAAAUUUAUGUAGACUGUACAACUGCCGGAAAAAGCGAUGGAUCAGCCUGGUGCUCCACAACUUCAGAUUAUGGCAAGGACGAGUUAUAUGGACUAUGUCCAUCUACAUCCACGUCUGACAGCUUGUGGACAACAGAUUCAGGUACUGGCGUCAACUAUCAGAUUAACUCCUAUUCAGCCCUCACUUGGUACCAAGCCAGGAGAAGCUGCCAGCAGCAAGAUGCAGAACUGCUGAGUAUAACCGAGCUACAUGAACAAUCAUACGUAUCAGGGUUAACACAUGGCCUCACCACAGCCUUAUGGAUCGGGCUCAAUAGGCUGGACGUUAAUGCUGGCUGGAGAUGGGAUGGUGGAAGUCCUUUUAGAUAUCUCAACUGGCUUCCAGGAAAUCCAUCGGAAGAAUCAGAUUGUGUAGCAUUGAAUGCUGGAAAAAACGCAAAGUGGGAAAACAAGGAAUGCAUGCAAAAGCUGGGCUAUAUCUGUAAAAAAGACAACAGCAAGAGCUCUGAUGUCCCCUCUCCCGGAACCAAUGACCCCAUCUCUUGUCCUUACUCAUGGUCUCCUUAUAAUGGAUACUGCUAUUACCUAGUCCGUGAUGCUAAGAUAUGGAGGAAAGCCUUGUUAUCUUGUAACCGAGAAGGGGGCAACCUUGCAAGUCUGCACAAUAUUGAGGAAGCAAGUGCUAUUACCACCCAGUUUCAGUUUGGAGAUGCAGAAUAUGUGUGGCUUGGGUUGAAUGACUUGAAGAAACAGUUAUUUUUUGAAUGGAGCGAUGGGUCACCAGUGACAUAUACAACAUGGCAGACAGGAGAACCAUCUCACUUCAGUGACGGACAAGAGGAUUGUGUGGCAUUAUCCACUAAGGACGGACAUUGGGCAGACCAGAACUGUGAAAAAAUGUUUCCAUACAUUUGUAAAAAAGAUCCAUUGCCAAAUGCUAUAGAGGAAGUUAUCAAUGUGAACCCGGGAUGUGAAAAGGGCUGGAAUAGACACGGCUACUACUGCUAUCUAAUAGGUGAAUCGCCUGGUUCAUUUGCAGAAGCUAACAACUCGUGUAAUCAUAAUGGAGCCUUCCUGAUGACUGUGGAUGACAGGUUUGAACAGGCCUAUUUAACAAGCCUGAUUGGACUUACAGCUGAGAAAUAUUUCUGGACAGGACUUUCUGACACGGAGGAUAGGAACACUUUUACGUGGGCAAACAGGCAAAAAGUCUUAUACACGCACUGGAAUGCAGACAUGCCAAACAGAAGACAGGGCUGUGUUGCUAUGAGAACUGGAAAAAAAGCUGGAUUGUGGGAUGUUAUAAAUUGUGAGGAGAAAGUUAAGUAUGUGUGCAAGAAGUGGGCACAAGGAGUGACGACACUACCUCCACCAACCACCACAGCAGAACCAAGGUGUCCAAGUAACUGGACUUCAUCAAACCAUUCAUGUUUCCAGUUUUACUCUGAAGAAAAUUAUGAUAAAAAGACCUGGUUUGAAGCAAGAGAUUUUUGCAGAGCUAUAGGAGGAGACUUACUCAGUAUCACUAACAAGGAGGAUCAGGAGGCAGUGUCAAGAAUGAUGAGAGCAAGAAGUGAGGAAACGGAUUCAUACUCAUGGUAUGGCGAAUACGAUGCACAUUUCUGGAUUGGUUUAUGGCGCAGUAAUCUGGAUGAAGGCUUCACAUGGUCAGAUGGUUUGCCUUUGCAUUAUCAAAACUGGCAUUCUUCGGAUCCUGAUCACAAUGAGGAGGAGUCCUGCACGAUAUUUGAUGGAUUAAGGUGGAACGAUCUAAACUGUGAUGCUUUAUUCGAAUGGAUGUGUAAGAUGCAAAAAGGAGCCGAAUUAAAGGAAGAACCCAAACCGAUUGAAUAUAAAUUUACAAGUGACGGCUGGCUUAUCUACAAUGACAGCCAAUACUAUAUUAGCACAGAAGAAAUGCCGAUGAAUCAAGCACAAGAAUUUUGUAACCACAAUUUUUCCCACCUUGUCACUAUUCACAGUGAAUCGGAGAGAACAUUUAUCUGGAAAUAUAUUAGAACCAAUAGAACAGAAAUAUCGUAUUACAUUGGUUUACGUUUGGGACUGGAUAAAGAAUUUAAGUGGAUGGACGGUUCCCCAGUUGACUUUGUCGCCUGGGCGUUAAAUCAGCCUGACUUUGCCAAUGAAGAGGAGUCUUGCACAGAAAUGCUUAAAGAACGAGGACUUUGGCAUGACAUAAAUUGUGGUCUUUCUAAAGCAUUUAUCUGUGAAAGGACAAACAGUUCCAUCCAUGCAACAUUUGCCCCGACUGUUCCUGCCCCAGAAGGUGGAUGUCCAUCUGGUUGGCUUUCAUUUGGACAAAUGUGUUAUGGAAUAUUUGGCACAGAAGAAGGUGAAGCCGUUCACUGGGAUAAUGCCAGACGCGAAUGUCAGUCCUUGGGAGGAAAUCUGGUCACCAUAAAUGAUGAUCUGGUACAAACUUUUUUGAUGUCCAAUUUAAAAGAUGUUAAGAUCGAUGUCUGGAUCGGAUUAAACGACAAGAAGAAGGAAAUCAAGUUUGUUUGGACAGAUCAAAGUGGAGUGCAUUAUACAAACUGGGCCAAAGGUCAUCCACGGGGUUACUGGUCUAAAUCGAGAUUCUUCAGACCAGGCAACAUUUUUCCAGUCUUCAACAGUCCAAUUUUGACUGAUUGCGUGGCUUUGCAAGUUGAAAGCGUAUUGGCCGCUGGAACCUGGAUCGAACAGGAAUGUAGUGUGAACAGAGGAUACAUCUGCCAAAAAUAUAUGGAUCCAAGUCUACCGGUUAUCCCCACCACUUCUCCUGCCCAUAACCACUUGAAAUAUGGAGAGGCCCGCUACAAGUUUGAUAGAACCAAGAGAACAUGGGAUCGUGCCCGUCAGGAGUGCCUGAAGGAUAAUUCGCAGCUGGCCAGCAUCUUAGACGAGUACACCACAUCUUUCCUUAAGCUCCGCUUGGUUAAACUUAAGGAGCCCUUUUGGAUCGGCCUAUUCAGUAGUAAUGAGACCAAAAAUACAUAUAAGUGGGUUGAUAACUGGAGAGUACGCUACACAAAAUGGGCCGCUGAGGAGCCACGUAAAGACACUUCCUGUGUAUAUGUGGAUACUGAUGGAAAAUGGAAGACGUCGGCUUGUAAUGAGAGUUAUGCUUCCAUCUGCAAAGAAACAAAUGUUGUCGCUCCCACUGACCCACCUGAAACGCCAGGAACAUGCCCAAACAUAACCUCAGAGGUUUGGAUUCCUUUCCGUAACCACUGCUAUCUUUUCCAAUCAUCAUCCUCCUCAAGCUGGCACGAGGCAGCCUUCCAAUGUCUUCAAUAUGGUGCCCGUUUAGCUUCCAUUGAAGACUCAACUGAAUUAGAUUUCCUCAUUCGUCACUACUGAGUUGCUCAGUGACCGGGAAGGAGUAUUUUGGAUUGGACUUUACAAGGAUCUGGAAGACAGGUGGCUUUGGGUAGACAAUACACCCGUGGACUUUGUAAACUGGAAUAAUGAGGUCCCCUCUGAAGAUCUAUCUUUACAAUGUGUGAUGAUGAAUGCCAAAAAAGGAACAUGGGAUAUCUCCUGGUGCUAUGGACAUCGUGGGUACAUAUGUAAGACACUAAAAAAAGAAAAGCCCUCACAUGGCAGGACCAUUGUUCCGGUUGUUCUUGUCGUACUUAUCGUUGCCGGCAUCGCCACCGCAGGCUUCUUCAUAUACAGGAG